This is a messenger RNA of Microdochium trichocladiopsis, 1260 nucleotides long. RefSeq lists its product as uncharacterized. NCBI's taxonomy places the organism in Eukaryota, Fungi, Ascomycota, Sordariomycetes, Xylariales, Microdochiaceae. The transcript has a single exon. The record is from RefSeq and is a predicted model, not a curated record. Bases 1 to 1260 code for a protein of 419 amino acids.
AUGGGCACCAACUACACCAUGCCGGCCGACUCCCUUGUCGACAGUAACUAUGAUUUCAUGUUUAUGAAUGGAGAAAACUCUCACGCAUACAAGGCACGCCUUCCUUGGGUUAUUGCUGCCACUAGAAACUGGCGGAUGAUCGCCCGUGACCUGGUCGCCCUCGACCUCGACCCACUCGAUCCUGUCCAGAACGAUAUCAGAGAUAGGCUUCGCCUGCUUCUCCGAUACUGCCUGGGAGCAUCCUACACCUUUCGGAGAAGAUUCAGAGCCCACCCGAAGUUCCAAAACCCGGAGGGGAUGGCGGCCUUGACGCCCCUUCUCAGGGAGUCCCUUGGGCUUAUGGUCGAUCUAUAUCGCCUCGGGGAGAACUACCUCCAACCCAUCCCGCUACAAGGGCCAGGAGGCGACAAAUGGUUGAUUCCGAACAACCAGCCGUUGGAGCUUCUUGUCAAUGCCACCAUCCUGAAGCUAGGACCAGGUGCCAACCUGGAUGACAUCAAGGCGAGGAUGCUACAGUCCAGCAUAGUCGGACUCCACCGGACAGGCGCAAAGAUGCCGCUUGUCGGCUUACCCAGAGUCAUCUUCAUCUGCGCGGAGCAUCGCCACUCAGCCUGCUCUGCAGACGUCUUCGGAAAGCUAGGCAACAUGCAGGACGCCUUCGACGUUCGGAGGACUGCCCGCUUCGGCGACGUCAAUGACAUGCAGGUUUGGCAGCGGCAUGGCGCCCACGGCUCCCUGUGUCAGGACGUCGCGGACCGCUUUGAUUUCGUUACCAAUUGGUACAACGUCCAGUCGGGUAAAACCUACAUGGGCCGGGCGAAAGAGUCGCAGCUCAGCAAUGAUGAAUACACUGAGCUUUGCAGAAACAUGUAUGACGCGGUCGGCGCGCCUAGCGACGAGGGGAAACCUGGGGGCACACCACUGCCGCUGAAGACUGGCUACAACCACAGGCAGGAGUUGGGGCGGUCUUUCUACGCCGCCUCCGAUGGCAGUCGUGUCAUGUUCCAGGAGAUGUCACGAUGCUGGAAAUGUCGCUUUGUCUUUCAUUACCGCAUGUACCCCGGCGCCGGGGAGCAGCAAACUGGCCCCAAUGCGAUGGUCCCGGAGGAUCCGCGGCAGACCGCGUUCAAGGCCAAUGAGAGCACGACAAAGUUCAAGUGCGCCGAAGAUCUGGCGCAUUGGCUUUGCGUCGCUGCGAGUGGCGGCAACUGUGGGAGACAAGGCCAGGACGGCGAACAGUUCAACUUCCCUCCCUUUUGA